Molecule: messenger RNA, 1471 nt
Organism: Pseudo-nitzschia multistriata
Lineage: Eukaryota; Bacillariophyta; Bacillariophyceae; Bacillariales; Bacillariaceae
Source: the annotation of a GenBank genome assembly
AUUAGGAACAACUGCACUCCGUCUCAAAAACGCUGCCGAACGCCCCAACAAAACUGAAAACUGAAAGCCAAUCAUUAACGAACAACACUUACCAUCAUAAAAAUAGUCGGUGUCCAAAAGAAUCUUAGAUCGAUGACUCCAAUUUAGACAGUAUCAAAGGAUAUUCUUACCCAUGGCGUGCAGAGGGAACCGCGCGAUAAAGAYAACAUCAAUCAUAUACUAGAUGAUCACCGAGAUCCACUGUAUUUUCGAAUCUAAAUUUCGAUUCAUCCRACRAUGAUCAAAAAUUCUGYAACUGUGUCUGAUCACAACCAUGAUGGUGACAACGACGAUGAAUACUUUAUGAGRAAAUCGCUUGAAGUUGCAAAGAGAGCUCUAGAUAUCGGAGAAGUUCCCGUGGGCUGCGUGAUUGUUCUCGAUAGACAUCACCCGGCUGUUGUCAAGAAAAAGGAUAAAAUUAUAUGUAAGAACGAGACAAACGAAUCUUGUUCUAUUGGUGAAGAGCGUCRUGGAGUCGUUAUAUCCCAUGGUGCCAAUCAGGUAAAUGCCACAAGAGAUGCAACUCGCCAUGCUGAAGUCGUCGCCAUUGAUCGUCUAUUGACAGACGGUGUAUCUAGCGAUAAAAUGCGGCUACCGCCGGAUUUGGCUCGAAAAGGCCAGUCAUCACAUGCAGGUGAUAGAGUCCCUUAUUCUGUUCAAAAAGCUCGGAAUGAUCAAUGGGAAGAUCGAUGGAUAAAUGAACCUUCAAAUUCUGGUCAUUGGACAAAUUCAUUUGGCUGGAGAAAUAAUUUUGAUUGUAACGGUGCCAGCUUGGGUCAAGACGAGGAUAAAGAACACAUAAGUAUCGAGAGAGAGAUUCGAUCAGAAGACAUUUUUCGGCACUGUGACCUCUACGUCACGUGUGAGGUAAGCAUCGAGAAUAACAUUUUAAAUCUGUGUCUAAAUGCAAUUCGAAUUCGAAUUGGAUAUCCUGUGCUACAAAAUUGCAUUCCUCACUCAAGCCUUAAUUCUCUGGGAUAGCCUUGCAUAAUGUGUGCUGCUGCUUUGGCAACUGUCGGGAUUAGAARAGUUAUUUUUGGCUGUAAAAAUGAUAGAUUUGGAGGCUGUGGGUCCAUUCUGCAUCUACAUCAAGUCGAAAAAGAGGAUACGGCAACGCUACAAAAGAUUGGUCGUGGUGGCUGCGAUAACAACCCGACUACAAUGACGAACAAAAGCGUAGGAUACGAAAUCAAAAGUGGAGUACUCGAGGAAGAGGCUAUUACUUUGUUGCGUUCGUUCUAUGAUCGGGAAAAUUUCCACGCCCCGGAUGACAAGCGAAGGCGGAAAGACCAGGCAUAGGAGAGAAUAUAAAAUGAUUCUCAUAUGACUACACACCAUAGGAKGACAGUUUACUGGGUGAUCUACGGUACUUAUUUUCAGAAUUUAGUGUAUCCAAUGACGAAGGAAUGUUGAAUAAUGCGAAAAUUGAUUA